Gymnogyps californianus (California condor) is the source of this 5276-nucleotide messenger RNA. RefSeq names its product helicase for meiosis 1 (gene HFM1). Bases 139 to 4461 code for a protein of 1440 amino acids. Lineage: Eukaryota; Metazoa; Chordata; Aves; Accipitriformes; Cathartidae. The record is from RefSeq and is a predicted model, not a curated record. Gene Ontology annotation, molecular function: ATP binding; nucleic acid binding. The transcript is spliced from 41 exons.
UGACAGCGAGCAGGUGCUGGAGAACAAAAGAAGUGUCGCCGUUGGUUUAUCUCUAUAGAACAAACCUGUUAACAGCGUUAAGGAGUUGGGCCCAUUCUCCAAUUAUCCAGAUUAAGAGACUUCACAUUUGAUCUAAAAAUGUUCAACUCUGCAGACAUGGUCUUUUCAUUGGAUAAUUUAUUUUAUGAAAGACCAGAUACAAGACAAAGGUAUCUAGAAAAUGAAGAGCCUAAGAUUUGGUGUAUUGCACCUGCUCCAUCUAUUGCUGAAAUUCCAGCUGCAGAGGAGUUACAGAGGGAACUGGAAAAAAACACAGCCAACACUCAUAUGGGAGGGAGAAAGUACCAGAAGUUUAUACAACAAUGUAAGAGUAACACUGAGGAAGUAAAUGGUAAAUCACCAGCACCUGUUCAUUUUGGCAUAGCCUCUGAAAAAGAAGUGCUCCAAUUAAGUGUAGUAGAAAGAGAGAAAAUUAGUUCUCGGUGUGAAAGUCUGAAAAUGGUUUCAUUGUUUCUUUCUUCUGACCAAGAUAAAUCUAAAACAGAAACAGGGGUUUCUCAGCAACCUGGUGCAAAUUUUUCACAAAAUAAAAUAUUAAGUGAUUUUCCAGAAAACAGUGAUGAUGAGAGUGUCCGUUCAACACUAAGAAAAAGCUUAUUUAAAAUGUCUGGUUAUACGUACAAAAAUACAGAAUUUAAGGAUAGUUCUAUGGAUGUGAAAGAAAUUGAUACUUACUUAAAUACAAGUGAAAACAUGAAAGAAGUGAGAAAAGAAAGUUUAUGGAGAAAUAAUCAUCAUGCUCCAAUAACUAAAGACUCAGAUUUUACUCUGCAUAGGGUAAAUGAUGGGGACAUUGCAUCUAAAAAUGAAGUUAAAAUGAAAUCAUUUUGUAAUGCUUCAGAGAUUCUGGAUAUGACAGGAACUACAGGAAGAAAAUUGGAAGUUUUGAGGGCUGUUACAGAAAUACCGACCCAAUUUAGAAGUAUUUUUAAGGAGUUCCCAUAUUUUAACUAUGCACAGUCUAAAGCUUUGGAUGAUCUUCUUUAUACAGAUAGGAAUUUUGUGAUUUGUGCUCCAACUGGCUCUGGAAAAACUGUGAUGUUCGAGCUAGCUAUUACCAGAUUACUCAUGGAAGCCCCACUGCCUUGGUUAAAUAUUAAAGUUGUUUACAUGGCUCCAAUAAAAGCUCUAUGCAAUCAGCGUUUUGAUGAUUGGAAAGAAAAAUUUGGACCUAUAGGACUCAGCUGCAAGGAACUGACAGGAGAUACAGUGAUGGAUGAUUUAUUUGAAAUACAUCAUGCUCACAUUAUUAUCACUACACCUGAAAAAUGGGAUAGCAUGACUAGAAGGUGGAGAGACAACUCUAUAGUCCAGCUUGUACGACUGUUUCUCAUUGAUGAGGUGCAUGUUAUAAAGGAUGAAAGCCGUGGCGCAACAUUAGAGGUUGUAGUCAGUCGGAUGAAGACUGUUCAGUCUUCUCUUUCGCGUCUUUUAGAGAAUUCUGACACUGUUCCUCCUUUGAGAUUUGUAGCUGUUUCUGCAACAAUCCCAAAUGCUGAAGAUAUUGCAGAAUGGCUUUCAGAUAGUAAGAUGCCUGCUGUAUGUCUGAAAAUAGAUGAGGAUCAACGACCAGUGAAGCUACGCAAAAUUGUUCUUGGUUUUCCUUGCAAUGACAAUCAGACAGAAUUCAAAUUUGACUUAACUCUUAACUACAAGAUAGCUAGUAUUAUACAAACAUACUCGGAACAAAAACCAGCACUUGUGUUUUGUGCCACAAGAAAAGGAGUACAACAGGCUGCUUCUGUUCUUGCAAAAGAUGCGAAAUUUCUACUGAGUAUAGAACAGAAACAAAGAUUACAGAGGUCUGCAAAUUCAUUGAAAGAUUCCAAACUGAGAGAUCUUUUAAUGUAUGGUGUGGCUUAUCAUCAUGCGGGUAUGGAGAUAUCUGACAGAAAAAUAAUUGAAGGAGCUUUUACUGUAGGAGACUUACCAGUACUUUUUACUACUAGCACCUUAGCUAUGGGAGUCAAUCUACCUGCGCAUCUGGUGGUUAUAAAAUCCACAAUGCACUAUGUUGGAGGAGUGUUCCAAGAGUACAGUGAAACUGAUAUUCUGCAAAUGAUUGGGAGAGCAGGAAGGCCUCAAUUUGACAUUACAGCUACAGCAGUUAUUAUGACUCGUUGGAGUACAAGGGAGAAGUAUAUACAGAUGUUAAAUGGUGCUGAUAUAAUAGAGAGCAGCUUGCACAGGCAUCUUGUUGAGCACUUAAAUGCAGAAAUAGUGCUACAUACUGUCACAGAUGUCACUGUAGCUUUGGAAUGGAUACGAUCAACAUUCUUGUACAUUAGAGCCUUAAAAAAUCCAGCUCAUUAUGGUUUUUCAUCUGGAUUGGAUAAAAUUGGAAUUGAAGCAAAAUUACAAGAACUGUGUUUGAAGAACUUAAAUGAUUUAUCAUCUUUUGAUUUGAUCAGGAUGGAUGAAGCAAAUAAUUUCAAACCAACAGAGACUGGAAGAUUAAUGGCGUGGUAUUAUAUUGCAUUUGAUACAGUGAAACAAUUUUUCACAAUUAAGGGAACAGAGACUUUAAAUGAAUUGAUUACAAUGAUCUCCAACUGCACAGAAUUUCUGGAUGUCAAGUUAAGAACAAAUGAAAAGAAAAUACUGAACGCUUUGAAUAAAGACAAGGACAAAAUAACUAUCAGGUUUCCAAUGGAGGGGAAGAUAAAAACAAAAGAAAUGAAAAUAAACUGUCUUAUUCAGGCUCAGCUAGGAUGCAUUCCUAUUCAAGACUUUACUUUGACACAAGAUACUGGCAGAAUAUUUAGAAAUGGCUUAAGAGUUACUAGAUGGUUAUCUGACUUUCUGGCAUCAUGUAAGAACAACUUUUCUGCUUUAUUAAACUCUUUGAUUUUAGCAAAGUGUUUCAGGUGCAAACUUUGGGAAAAUUCACUUCAUGUGUCUAAACAAUUGGAAAAAAUUGGUGUAUCACUGUCAAACGCUAUGGUAAAUGCUGGGCUGACGUCAUUUAAAAAAAUAGAAGACACAAAUGCAAGGGAACUUGAAUUGAUUUUAAACAGACAUCCUCCUUUUGGAAACCAGAUAAAAGAAUCUGUUUUGCACCUUCCAAAAUAUGAACUUGACAUUGAACAGCUUCCAAAAUACAGUGAUAUGUUGGCUGAAAUCUUAGUAACCAUCAAAUUAACAAACUAUGAGCAGCUACAGACAAAGAGAACAGCAACAGACUUUCACUAUGUUACAUUGGUCAUAGGAGAUGCUGACAACCAAGUCAUUUUUAAUCAGAAAAUUAUGGAUUCUGUGCUGCUGAAAACUGGAAACUGGACGAAGAAAAUUGAAGUGAAAAGAGCUCUUAAAUCAGAGGACAUUAGUAUAAAUUUAAUUAGUUCUGAUUAUGUUGGCCUUGAUAUACAGCAAGCAUAUACAGCCUUUUACUUAACACCGAAAACAGUGGGAAGUAAAGUGGUUACAAAUCAAAAACUGAAAGCUGAGUCUUCACUUGAUAUGUAUUACGGCUCACCACAAAGUCUGCCACCAGCAAAAGUAGAUACAGGAGGCAGAUCUAAACAAGAGAUUUCUUACAAGAAAUAUGGAAACAGAGAAUGCAACCAUCGCUGUAAAAAUAAAGAUGUGUGUGGACAUGACUGCUGUAAAACUGGAGUACCUCCAAAGUCUGAGAUGAAUGGAGAUUCAAAGUUUUCUUUGUACCUAGCUGAUUUAAGGAGCAGGAACUCAAUUUCGUCUGUACCCCCAGUAAAACGGUUAAAGAUGCAGAUGUUAAAUCAAGCUCAAAACGUGGACCUCAAACAAUUUGUUUUUACACCUAAAUCUUUGUUGCCGGCAUCGCCAAGGUCUAGCAAUAAACAGUCGUCUUCUUCACCUUCAGUGAACCAGGUAGAUAAUAGCUUAGGAGUAUCUCAGAAACAACUGCAAUCCUGGAAUUAUGGAAAGAGUAAUGCUUUGGAUGUGGACUUUGAACUGGGAGAUGAUGUUUGGGAUGAUAUUGAUGAUGAGAAAUUAGUAUUUGCUAGCAACCUUGCCAGUAGAGAAUUAGAUGAGUGUGAACUACUUUGCCAGUAUACAAGAAGCAAAGCCACAAGUGACAUUUCAAAAGAUUCAUGCACAUUACAAGAUGAGACAAAUAUUCAGAACUCAGUUAUUUCUGGGGUUGAUAGCACAUCAAAAGUGAAUUUAUCUGUACAGAGUGGAAAUAUAAAUAUGUUCAGUUUUCAAGAAAAAAAGCAUUCAAAUCCUUCACAAGAGCUGAAAAACGUACAGUGUUCUUCGAUCUCAAAAAUAAUCUCAGACUCUUCUAAAUUCACUAGGAAAGAGGAUUUUUUUAUUUUCACAAAAAAACAGGAAAAAGAAGUGGAUCCCAGAUGCCUUCUUGAUGAUGAAAUCAAUGAUGUCAAGCCCUUUCUUGGAAUAUUUGAUGGCAUUUUGUAAAACAUAUAAACAAAAUACAUUGUAAGUGCUGGGGGGAAAAAAGUUAGUCAUUUUUACAGAGUGAAGCCUUCAAAUCCAGUUAAGAGAAUUUGAUUUCUGUUGUGUACCUAUAGCUGGAUUGCUGCAUAGAGUAGCUAAUAACAAUUGAUGUCUAAUUUAUGGAAUUCUAGGUAUAUUAUCUGAUUUUGAAAAGUACUUAAAUAUUUGUUUGUUAACCUUACUGUUUUCAGGAUUACAAAGAAAAAUAUUGGAAUGUGUCAAAGGAGAAUAGUUCUCAAACUGAGUGUGCUUUUAUAGAUAAAGUAAAAAUCACAUAAGGGAAAGUAAGCUGUUCAUUACAUGCCCUGCUCACAAGUACUCUUUAAAUGAAUGAAAGACUCUUUCCUCAGAAAUUUCUUAAUGCUUUUUGGUUUUGUAUUUCAGUUUCUCUAAUGCUGAAUUUUUCAUAGCACUGAUUCUGUAAAAUAAUUAGAUUUACAAGUAAAAGUAAUAGAAUGGUAAGUUAUUCUAGACUAUAUUCCUUUUGACAGUGCUAUCAACUCAUUAAUAAAAAAGUGCAACUUCCUUCAGGCAAAUGUGUUUCCAGACUCUCAACAAACCAGUUGUAAAAUGUCUAUAAACAAUAUUCUAAAGUUGUGUUUGGCUGUUCACUUUGACACCCGAGGUCAUGAGAUGGACAUUUAUGCAUCCUAGUACAGAUAUAGGCAACCAAGCACUGGAUUUGGAUAUCUUCUUGUAGCUCUAGUCCUUGAACAGUAGACCUUGUAAUUUCAAUAGUUAGAAAAAUACAUGAUAUUGCCUAAAAUCCAAGAGAA